AUGGCCACCAUCAACAAGCACCCGAACCGGUUCGAGCUCACAGCGGUCUACCAACACCCGCAAGCCAAGGCCGACAUCGUCCUGGUCCACGGCCUCAACGGGGCGCCCGAGAAGACAUGGACGGCGCCGAACGGGGUGUACUGGCCGACCGACCUGCUGCCUGCGUCUUUGAAGGACCAGCACGCCAACGUGCUGGUGUACGGGUACAACGCGGACGUCUACGCGGGCUUCUGGGAGCGGACGGCCAAGAACCCGAACGACAACUUCAUCCACCACCACGCGCAAACGCUCGUCACCACGCUCACGCACUACCGCAAGAGCGAGGGCACGGAGCGGAACCCCAUCAUCUGGGUGGUGCACAGCCUCGGCGGCAUCGUGACCAAGCGGGCGCUGCUGUACUCGAACGACGUGCACGAGCCGCACCUGGAGGACCUGCGAUCGGUGGUGGUGUCGACGUACGGCAUCGUCUUCCUGGGCACGCCGCACAAUGGGUCGGAUGCGGCCGCGUGGGGCGGCGUGAUACAGCGCAUGGCGGACGCGCUGGUGCCCAGGAAGCUGCUUGCGACGGAGCCGGUGCUGCUCCGGUCGCUCAAGAGGGACAGCGAGACGCUGCAGCAGAUCAGCAACCACUUCCUGGAUAUCUACCAGAAGUUCCACAUCCACAUGGCGCACGAGAACCACAAGACGGAUGUGAAGGGUUCCAAGAUCCUGGUCGUGGACGCCGAGUCGGCGAGUCCUCAACUGCCCGGUGUCACGUACUACGGCAUCGAGGCGACACACUCGGGCAUGUGCAAGUUUGAGAGCGACCAUGCGCCGGGCUAUCGGACCAUCUCAACGGCGAUCCGGGAAUGGAUCACCGACGCCCCGAACGUCAUCCCCAUCCGGUGGGAAGUUGAAGAGGACCAACGGCGGGUGAGGGCGAGCCUAGAGAUCUCUGAACGCGCACGGCCCUACCAGAGGUCUGCCCUUGAAUUCGCCGGGUCUCAACAAGCAAUUGACCAGAGCAGCAGCAACAGCAGCAGCAAUAAUGAGAUGGCUUCCCCUAAAUCUCUCCCGCAGCCCACUCGACCUACAUCUGCUCCUCGUCUCCUAACCGAGACGGCUCAGCAAUCAGACUCGAACCCGGCCCCCUUGUCACCACCCUCACCACGGCUGCUGCCCCCGCUCCCAGAACCAGCCGAACACACCACCAUCACCACCACCUCCACCACGACGGCGGAACCGCUCUUCAUCCACCCGGAAGCCUUCCGCCCCAACUCGUACUUUGUCGGGCGCGAGGACGAGCUGAAGGCGCUGCACGAGAUGCUCAUGGACCGCAAGCGGCGGUCCGAGGGCACGUCGGCCGUGCUGAUCCAGUGCCUGCCGGGCGGCGGCAAGACACACCUCGCGCGGCAGUACGUCUUCCAGCACAAGGACGACUACCCGGGCGGCGUGUACUGGGUGCGGGCCAAGUCGCGCCACGAGCUGGAGUACUGGUUCUGGCGCAUCGCGCGCAACGAGGCCCUCAGCGGCGGCGGGUUCGGACUGCAUCGCCGCGACGUCGAGGAGCUGCGGGAUCCGAAGACGAUCGUGCAGAUUGUUCGGAGGUGGCUGAAUGCGCGCCGCGAGUGGCUGGUGGUCUUCGAUGGCGUGCAGUUUGAUAUCCCCGGGCUGCACGAGUUUAUUCCGGAUGCGCGGAACACGAGCCUGAUCUACACGUCGACGGAGCGGGCGGUGACGGGGGACCCGCGGUUUGACAAUCCGCAGGUGAUGGAGUUGGGCCUGCUCACGGCGCAGCAGGCGCAGGAUCUGCUGCUGCUGGAGAUGGAGCGGAAGCGGCCGUGGAGUGCCGACGACCGGGCCAUGGCGCUGGAGCUGGUCGAGUUGAUGGGCAGGCUGCCGCUAAUGAUCCAUGUCGCCGCGCAGCAUCUCAAGGCCACGCGGGAGCCGCUCGCCCGCUAUCUCAAGUCGUACCGGAGCCGGCCCAAGGCCGGUGAUCUGCCUGCGUACAAGGCCGUGCGGGAGCAGCUCGAGAACCGGGGCGAGAAUGCGGCCCUAAACUUGAUCUCCCUGUUGGCUUUCUUCGACCAGCAUCUCCCGGUCGAGAUGCUCGCGCUUGGCCUCUCCGCCCUCGACAAGAUCACCCCGGUGAAGACCAGCGAUGUUAAGCUCAGGAAGCCAAGCCUCAACAACACGCUCGCGGUUCUCAUCGCCUUCGGCCUGCUCAAGCGGUCCGAAGGCGACGACGACAGCUCGCCCACCAGCUCGCGCAGUUCCAGGUGCAGCUUCGACAGGCACGCCGACCACCUCGACCUGCUCCGCAUCCACAGCGUCGUGCAGGCCUACUUCCGGGACUUCAUCCACGAGAAGCACCAGAUCGGGUUCUGGCUGGAGCGAGCCAUCGCCGUCUGGUGCCGGUCCUACGAUGAAGCGGACGACCGGAUCCAAAGGGAUUCCAGAGUCGGCUUGCCGGACGACUACCGCCGGUUCUGCAUCCAUGGCGAGAAGCUGCGGCAGAAUCUGCAUCGCUACGAGAAGCGCUAUCCCAGUCUCUCGCGCGCUAGGCCGCAGCUGCAGCAGAGACUGGACAGGAUCCAGGGCCAGAUCGACCAGCUGCCGCACGGCUCUGCCGAGGAGCAUCCGGCGUCGGUUUUUGAUCGGAUCAGCACUAGUAACUCCUCGCAGUCCGACGCCGCGACGCUGGAUUCCCAGAGUAGCCAGCAGAGUGGUAUGAGAUCGCUAGGCGGGGAGGAGGAGGAGGAUGUUAGCGAGCUGGUCCAGUCUCCCACGGCCGAGUUGUUGUUGGAGUUGGAGCAGGAGCUCCCGUCGCGGACCCCGUACCCCAGGGACCCCGUGGUGAUGCCGCCGAUGCCGCAGUACAUCGAGGACGACGACCAAGAGACCGUCGUGUCCGUACCCGAGACGCAGGUGUACAUGGGUGCCGCCGAGAUGGCCGACGCCGUCUCACUGCCUCCGGAGCCUACCGACAACCAGACGGGGGUAAGUGGCGCCUAUGAUGACUGGCACGAUGUCAUUCCACGCCACAGGGUUAUCACGGCGCAGGAGAGACGGCGAAACCAUAUCCAUGUUGGAGCAUGGAGAGGUAGGGUGAUUGGGGAUCCGUGGGUAGGGCUUAGCCCCGAGGUCGCCGUGGGCUCUGUCUCGACUAAGAGGAACUCUUCGAGUUCGCCUCUGGGCCCACGCUUGACUGCGCAAAGCGAGGCAGAGAUGGAGUUGAACAAGAUCAAGAUGGCCUCACCCCCUUCCCGAGAGUCAAGGGGCAGCUUCGGUUCUCCCACUUCGACCCGGCCCAAGACGCUUCUGGGCAGAAACAGUUGGGCGUUGCCACAGGCCCAAAAGACGCCCGGCACCGAGGUUGCCCAAUUCCUGCUUGAAGGCUCACCAAAGGGGUUCGCCCAGAUCAUGUCGUCGCUCAAGAACUGGAGAGUUCCCGCCAUCAACACACCACCCAAGAGGCCGGUGGCGCCGUCGGACAACAGCACGAUCAAGACGCCAUCAUCACCACUACAGCAGGUCGAGCAGCCGCCGGCGGAAGAGGAUCCCGUCGUGCCUCCCGCAACCAUCUUCCGCGGCAGCCGCUCCGCCAACUCCAGCCCCGCCAGCCACGCCUCGCCCUUCCCGCCGCCCUCCUUCGCCGGCAUCCCCACGGCCGAGCUGAUGGUACCGCUCGUCGUCCGCCGCUGGGAUACGGUGGUCUACCCCCCGGACGGCAGCGCACCCGUCACGUCGUCGGGCGUCGAGUGGUCGAGCGCGCCCGACCCGCUGUCCCGCUCCUACCCGUCCCUCCUGCCAAGUCGGCAGCAACAGCAGCACCACAGCGCCCUCCCAACCCGGCCGGCCGUCCUCCACAGCGGCGGCUAUUCCUCCCAGCCGAUGUCGCGCGACGGGUCCAACCGCUCCUCCCUGAACCCGAGCAUCAACAUCACCAACAGCCCGGAGCUGCAAGCCGUCGAGUCGCCGCCCUCCGGUGCGCCGUCUCCUCUGUUAGCAAGAGCAGUGCACGCACGGUCUACCAGUCCGCUGCGAACAGGCAGAGGGCAGGCACUUCCCAUCCCCGCCAGCCCUAUAAGUCCCACGUCCCGCCUCUCCCCGUUCAACCGUGGCCGGCCGCCAUCCUACACGGAGACAGAGCCCUCGCCGCGGCUGGACACGCCCUUCUCCGAUGUGGAUGCGAGGGAGUAUCCGCGCGGUCCUAUGGGUGCAGCCGUGACCGGGACGUCAUUGCCGCCGGGCGUUGGUACCAACAACAACAACGACGACAGCAGGGGUGGUGAGCGGACGACCCGCAGAAGCAGCAGCAGCAGCCUGGCGCGAUGGCGCCCCUCGGCGGGCAGGAACCGCAUCCGCAGCAGCAGCAGCAGCCGCAAGAAGGACAGAGGAAAGAAUGUGCGAGCACAGAGCUUGUCGCCUUCGCCCGGCAGUGCUGCCUCGCCCCGAGCAGCCUCCCCGUCGUCCGGGUCCGGAUCGCCGUUGCUGCCCAUCUCCCCCGGCUCGUCGUCGUCCUCGGUGACGAGGCGGGCUGGCUCUCAGGGUCAGCUAGGGCAUAGCAUACAUCAGCAUCAGCAUCAGCAUCAGCAUCAGCAUCAGCACCCGCUUGCCGCGUGGUCGACUCCGCCGGUGGACGCAAAUGCAAACAGCCCGCCUGUCGAUAUCAUGAUGACGGAGGUGGGAAGUGCCCCGGCCAGCGCAGGUCCCGGCACGGCUAUGAGCAUGGGAGGGGAGGCCAUGUCGCGGUCGGCGUCGGGGGGGAGCCACGGGGCGGCUGGUGGGUUCAGGAUGGAUGAUGGAACCGUGGUUGAGUUUGGGUCGCCCGGCUUAGGCAGCGGUUCUAGUGCGAGGAGGGCGGGGAACAGGGCGAGGAGUGGGAGCUCUCCUCCUGAGACGGGCACGGCUGGCUUGGGUGUAUGGAGUGAGUAG
This is a messenger RNA of Chaetomium strumarium, 4917 nucleotides long. RefSeq lists its product as uncharacterized. The transcript is spliced from 6 exons. Lineage: Eukaryota; Fungi; Ascomycota; Sordariomycetes; Sordariales; Chaetomiaceae. Bases 1 to 4917 code for a protein of 1638 amino acids. The record is from RefSeq and is a predicted model, not a curated record.